This is a messenger RNA of Talaromyces stipitatus ATCC 10500, 1475 nucleotides long. RefSeq lists its product as uncharacterized. The coding region runs from base 72 to 1475 and encodes 467 amino acids. Lineage: Eukaryota; Fungi; Ascomycota; Eurotiomycetes; Eurotiales; Trichocomaceae. Gene Ontology annotation, biological process: regulation of DNA-templated transcription. Gene Ontology annotation, molecular function: DNA-binding transcription factor activity, RNA polymerase II-specific; zinc ion binding. The record is from RefSeq and is a predicted model, not a curated record. The transcript has 2 exons.
AAACCUUCAGUCGGUCAAGCAGGUCGUUAUAUCAGAUAUCACCAAUAUAUCGUGAAUAAGAAGUCACUGCAAUGGCUUCUACUACACCUUUGACCCGAUCCGCCUGCGAUCGAUGCCAUGCCAAAAAAGUCCGCUGCGUAUUAAAUCGACACCAAAGCAAAUGCGAGGGAUGCUUAAUCCAUAACAUUCGAUGUGUCUUCAGCAGUCCCGGCCGAAGUGGACGCCCGCCCUAUUCUUCCAGGCAAACCGAUGAAAGCUCAAGUGACUCGACAAGCUCAUCAGCCACAGCAGCAGCAGGAGCAUCUGCCAAUUCAAACACACAGACGGACCUUAGAGACGGCCUCGGUAGCUCGACAAUAUCUCUAUCUCAACUCGAUAACGAAACGUCGGCUUUGGGCCAUGGAUUCCCCCAAAAUAUAGAGUGUACAAUGGACGAGCCCUACCUCUAUACCCAAUUUGAAUCGGACUGUGAGGUUUUUGGGAGUCAACACCAACCUCCAGAUGUGAUUAUGCAGGAGAUCCUGCAAAACUCCGAUUUGAUUGGUCUGAAUGCGGAUCAAAUGGCAGCUUCUGGCCCCGGCCUAACAACAGAAAACAUCGGAUCUCUAACCGAGACCAUGCGAUUGCUGCAUGUCAUCCAGCAGCGUCUAUAUGAGGAAAGGGCAGUCAUGAAUGUAUCCGUAACCACAACCUCAAUAUUUCCAGGUCAUGCAGCCAAGGCACCGGACUAUGGAAUCUUCUUCCAACUGAUCGACCAAAUGCACGAUAUUCUACAAAAAUGGGUUGACAAUUUCCUCUCCAACGGUGCAACCCAGCCUUGCGACUUGACGGCUUCUAUGUCAUUCACAACGGCUUUAGCGACCGUCUUAGAAGUAUAUGAGCUCGUAGCUCGAUGUGGCAUUCUCAUGCUAUCUCCAUCACCACCACCAUCAUCAUCAUCAUCAUCAUCCCUGUCAGCAGGUAGCGAGGCUGUUUCUUCUUCUGCACCUGCAACCGGUAGGCAUCGUUCUUCUGCGUCGGAUGUGGAUAAGCCUGGUGCAGUCCAGGACUUGGGUCGGCGUGGAUCACAACAUUUCAUGACCUCGUCAUCUGGAUCUCUACCCACAUCUGAUUCCGUCAACAACCAGGGCAGAGUGUGGGUUGGAAGCUUCUCUCCAUCUCAAGAGAUCUCGCAACGCAUUCUUGCAUGUGUGCUCGAUCACCAGAUAUCCAUAUCCCAGAAACUGUUCACCCAGGCACGACGGCAAUUUUUCGUACAGGCACAGGGGAGUGAAACACUCCCUCAAUCGUCUCCGCAACCCUGUUACGCUUUGCUGCAGCUUCUAGAACAUCUGCAGGAACGCUUGGCCAAGAUAAAAUCUGUUGCGUUGGCUACAAGUAAGCGUUUUCAAUGGGCUUGGACCAAGUUACCCACCAGGUUCAAGGUGUCCAAGCGAUUCGUGGGUGUGAAUACAACAGCACACAAGAUAACAUAG